Messenger RNA from Diachasmimorpha longicaudata, 4293 nucleotides. RefSeq names its product superkiller complex protein 3. Lineage: Eukaryota; Metazoa; Arthropoda; Insecta; Hymenoptera; Braconidae. Gene Ontology annotation, molecular function: protein binding. Gene Ontology annotation, cellular component: Ski complex. The transcript is spliced from 6 exons. The record is from RefSeq and is a predicted model, not a curated record. The coding region runs from base 298 to 4209 and encodes 1303 amino acids.
CAACUGCCUGCGGCUUGAAACAAUAACACACCAAACCGUAUUUUUAUAAACUCUAAAAUAUUAUCUACUUCCCGGUCAUCAGCGAUUAUUGUUCAGAAUUUACGUUCAUCACAAUUUCAUUCGGUAUUGUCCAUCACUCUAGUCUAGAGAUUUGUCAAGAUCAAUUGUUUUUCCUGUGUUGGUGUUAAUGGGUAAAAAACUUGUGUAACAUCAAGGAAGCAAAUAAUUGAAUUUAAUGUACUUUCGUGCUGCAAAAACUCAAGGAAUAUCGAAGCAAUUUCUGCCAAUCAGGUAAUAAUGUCGAAGGAGCCUAAGGUGGCCUUGAAAGAGGCUAAAACUCUAAUCAAAGAUGGUCACUACAGUGAGGCCUUGAAGAUAUGCCAGAAACUCCUGAAAGAAGACAAGAGCAAUUACCAAGCCCUGUUGGGGCUUGCUGGUGCCAUGAAGGGUCUGGAAGAUUACAAGUCCCAAGUACCCCUGGCCCUGAAAAAAGCCGCCGAGCUCCAGCCGGAGAAUCCUCUCGCGUAUCAAGGCCUGGCAGCCUAUUAUGAAAAAGAGCCGAAUGACGUCGACACCUGGCGUGAACUGAUUCCGGUCUACUGUCAAUUGAUACGAAUCAGCAAGACAUCUCCAAGACUCUCCACGUACCCAAAUGAAAUAUCCAAACUAGCGAUCAACGUGAAAGACCCAGUCCUCACGAGUCAGUCAAUUGAGACAUUAUGGGCUGUGAGGAAUGAAUGUAGUCCAGAGGAAGUAAAAAGUAUUAACGAAUGUCUAGGGAAUAUCUUCCUGAAAUUCCCAGAACUUUCUGCGGAAUAUCCUGAGAUAUACCAGACAUCCGCAGCCUCGAUUACACAAAACGAAUCGUUCUCGAACCACCACGAGUGCUCCAGACAGUACUUGAAGUUCCUGUUUGUCUCCCAACAAUUUGAUUGUCUCCUGAGUGCUGCUGCUAAAAUGCAUCACACCUACCCCAGGGACCUGGCUCCUCUGGAGUGGAUUUGCAAGGUUUACGCCGAGCAGAAGGUAAUUGAGGGAAUGGAUUUCUCCAGGGGAAUGCAAAUUGAUUUCUUUUACAACGAUCUUUUCCAAGCGGACGAGGGAUCGUACCUAGGAUUCUUCGCGAAGGCUAUGCACCUCUGGCAGGAGAAUAAUGUGAUAGACGCCAGGGAUUUAUUGAAUCAGGUUGUUGCCAUUAAUCCUAAACAGUUUUACGCAUGGAUUGCCUUGGCUGAAGCUAAUCAAAUUCUUUACUGCUGGGAAGACGCAGAGAGUGCAGCUUUGGAGGCCUCGAAGUAUCUGAAGAAUAAACAUGUUGAGCUGAAGCGAAGGAUCGAUAUGAUUUUCGUUGAAGCUGUUGUCAGAGGGGGAAACAGGAGUAGGUGUCCCGAUGCCGUAAAGAUUUGCAAGGAAUUGAUGGAGGGAGAUUCUUUAAAGAGUGCCAAGGUUCUGUUAGCUAGGGCGAAGGUACUUCUGGAGGAUCCAGACACCAUGAUUGCAUUGGAUGACCUUGAGAAUGAUCCUGAGACAAGAGGGGUGGGGACAAUACUGCGAGCUCAAGUGUUGAAGAAUGAGGAGCGUUAUGAGGAGGCGGUCGAUGUUCUUGGGAGUGUGCUGGAGACCUCUGAAGCUUGGUUCAUGUUUGGAGAAAUUAACUGGACAUUGUCGAACUUUAAUCAUGCACAUAUGGCAUUUUUGAAGGGACUGCAUGCGGACUCGAAUCACUGGCAGUGUCUCAUGUGGCUGGGGCACUACUAUAGGGAAAAAGGGGGAGAUCUGGAGAAAGCGAGUAAGUGCUAUCAGAGGGUAUUGAGGAUCAUUCCGAAUAAUGAUGAGGCCGGAGCCGGACUGAGUACUGCUUAUCGACUGCUAAAGAAUAGUGAGGCGAAUAUGCAGAUGCUCAAGCGAAUGACUAGCGCAAAGGAUGGAGGGCCGAAAUGGGCUUGGUUGCAACUCGGUUUACAGCAAUUGGACGAGGGUGAAACACGUGAGGCUAUAAAUUCCCUCAGGUACGUGAUAAAAGUUGAUCUAACCGACAAUCACUGCUGGGAAUCACUGGCUGACGCAUAUUGGGCGAGAGGGGCCCACACAUCAGCCCUAAGGUCGUAUCAACGAGCUCUAGAACUCUCCCCGGGCUCUCUCUACCCCAUGAUCCAGACAGCGAACAUAAAUCUGGUGCUGGGGAGACACAUUGAAGCUAAGGAAGCAUUUCUUCAGGUGCUCAGUCAAGAGCAAAGGUAUAUUCCCGCUCUCAAGGGCCUCGCGGAGACCUGUCUGGGUCUGGCUAGGGAACACUCGAAGGCCCAAUUACUGGGGCGAGCACUAAUAAACAUUCAGCAGGCUGUGGACAGUCUCACCGAUGCCGUUGUUGAGAAGUCUAAUCUAUCGUGCAUCUGGAAGUUACUGGGUGAUGCUUGUUACAUGGUGGCAAACUUCCCUGAUAAAUUUUGCUCUCUUGCAGUGGCUGGAAAAUUUUUUAAAACUGAUUGCACCGAGACGAAAGUCCACAUUGGAAGGGCUGAACUAUUUUCACUCUCUGCGAGAUGUUUCUGUCGAGCAUUGAGUAUCUCCAAAGACUCAUCCUUCCUUUGGCAUGACUUGGCCUGCUGCUAUCUCUCGCAGUUGCGUUUCGGCGUCACCACUGACCCCGUGGCUACAGCCGAGAAGAGUCUGGCAGCAGCGAAACAAGCAGUUCGAUUGAACAGUUCUACAUGGGUCCAUUGGAACAUCUUAGGAGUGAUCUGCAUGACCGAUGAGAUAAAGAACUAUGCUCUGGCUCAGCACUGCUGGAUAAUGGCGAUUGACAGAGAACCGAACAAUGCCACCAUCUGGACUAACCUGGGGACUCUCUACCUCUACCUGGGAGAUCCCUACAAGGCCAAUGAAGCCUUCUCCAAGGCCCAACGGGCUGAUCCAGAAUAUAAAAACAGUUGGAUCGGCCAGGGGCUCAUUGCAGAGUCCGUCGACAGGAAGGAGGCGAUGGAUUUGUUCAGACAUGCCACACAACUGGGUUAUCAUCCUCAAGCUGCUGUUGGGUACGCUCACUGGGUGCUAACGACCAUCCUCAACCCUGAUGCUAAGAAGGAUCCUCUCUACAACUAUACCAUUGUUAAUAUGCAUGCUAUCUCCGUGGCCAUUGAUGCAAUGACAUGGUACAUUGAGAGGAAACCUGAAUCUAUGUAUGGGAGAAACGCCUUAGGUCUGCUACUGGAGCGACAGAAGCUGAUGCGUUCCGCCGCAGAGCAAUUCUCUCAUGCCCUGAACCUCUCCGACGAGAAGCACCAAGACAUGGCUCGAGUGAACUAUGCCAGAGUUUUGGUUCACCUGGGGGAGUAUGAGAAAGCCGUGAAGAUGUGUCAGGAGACGAAGACCCCGAGCUUCCGGUCUCACUGCCAGCUGGCCCUGGCCCUUUUUAAGGCCGCAAAGUACGAGGAAUCCUAUGAAGCGUAUGGGACAGCUCUGCAUUCGCUGGCCGAUGCUGGAUCUGAUGAGGCUCAUGUGCUCUGCGCCAUGGCAGCUAUGUCUUAUAUGUUCCAGGGUGCCGAUCAAGUUAAAACCCUUCUCUAUCAGUGUAUACAGAUCCAACCGCCCAUAGUUGCUGGGCUCCUCGCCUCUGCAGCACUCGGACUCCUCCACGAGGACUACAAUCUCACUAGUUUAGUGCUGAAUGAACUACAGGCUUACAAGGAUGAUCCUGAAUACAGACAUCACGUAGCCAUUCUUACUGCUUACUUAUGUCUCACUAAUGACGAUGUCGGGGGAGCUGUCAGGGUGAUCUCCAAGGCUGUACAUCGACAUCCUGAGGAUGUGGGAUCAUGGGUGGGACUUGUGAGAAUUCUACUUGAGACAAAUUACGCCAAUUUUGGAAAUUGCGCGCAGAAGACACUGUUCCUGGGGAGGAAAACGUCAACAGUUGCUGUCGCCCAGGUGGCGUGCAUCUCUUCUUUAGGACAGUUGGCUAUGGAUCGGGAGAAGGGACUGAGAGCUGUACAGAAAACUGUUCACUCCUUCCCGGGGAGUGCUGAGAGCUGGGCCAAUCUUGUCGUUGCACUAUCCCCCAGUUGUGGAAAGAAUAAUGCAACUCCGAAAACUACGUGGUUGGCAGAUCUCAUCCAGGUAAUUCGAAAACAAUUCGAAAUCACACCAGUGAUGGAUGAAUGGCUCACAAAUAACUACAAUCAAUUGAUGAACAUAACACCAGUUCAUUAAUUUUCGUCUUUACUCGCAGGGGAGUUAUUUUUUAUGUAAAAGAUUCAAAUAAACACUCAAUAAAUAUGACACGAUCGAAAAGUU